AUUUGCAUUCUUCGUUAUCGCCCGUACCUUUUGAGCCUUUCCAGAGCUUUACUUGCUCAAUGGACCAUACGCUGCAAGGCACGGGACCGUCUAGGUCCGAAAAAGCUUCUCUUCCCAUCGCGUUUACAGAUAAGCGUUCGACGUAUCCUUAUGCGAAGAGACGCCCCACCAGCAUCUCAUCACCAGCUCGGCUUGCUGCGCUCCUGACUGCUGCAUUAGCGGCCAUACUACUACUGCACUGCUAUUGGGGACCGGGCGCUGGGGACGCUUCAGGAUUCAAGCUCGCGAAUGUUGCGGAGGAAGUACUGCCUUACAACGACUUUUUGGGAAGAGCAAAGCAGAUACUCAAGAGGGUGCCGCUCAUUGAUGGGCACAAUGAUUUGCCAUUUUCCUUACAGAUGAGGAAUGGUGGUCAGAUCAAUGACCUCAAUCUUACAGAUCUGGGCUCCCCAUACCAUACGGACAUGAAGCGUUUGAAAUCAGGAAGAGUCGGGGCCCAGUUCUGGAGCGCAUAUGUCCCAUGCUCUGAUUACACAAAGAAGUCCGACGACGUCAAGUUCACGCUGGAGCAAAUUGAUCUCGUUCAUCGUAUGGUUGAUUAUUACCCUGAGACCCUCGAGUUUGCUCGAUCUUCCCACGACAUCGCUCGGAUCCAUAAGCAUGGCCGUGUGGCAUCGCUUAUUGGACUUGAAGGCGGGCAUCAGAUUGACAACUCACUCGGUACACUACGUCAGUACUAUGAUCUUGGAGUUCGCUACAUGACUUUAACGCACACUUGCCAUACCGCUUGGGCCGAUUCUUGCACCGGCGAGCCGCUUCAUGGUGGAUUGACGGAUUUUGGGGAGAAAGUUGUCAGAGAAAUGAACAGACUGGGGAUGCUGGUGGACAUCAGCCAUGUGUCGCACGAUACUAUGCGGGACGUUCUCCGCGUGACCGCAGCACCCUUGUUCUUCUCCCACAGCUCCGCGUACGAGCUCUGCAAGAUACCGAGAAACGUCCCCGACGAUAUUUUGCGACAGCUCCCCGAGAAGGAUGGUGUCGUAAUGAUUAACUUCUACCCGCGAUUCGUGAGUUGUUCAGCGAACUCAACCUUGGAAUUGGUUGCUGAUCAUAUAUCACACGUCGCUGAGGUGGCUGGGCCCGAACACGUCGGGCUGGGGAGUGAUUUUGACGGGAUUGACGUGGUCCCAAAAGGGUUGGAGGAUGUGUCAAAGUAUCCCGAUCUGAUCGCUGAGCUUUUGCGCCGCGGUUUCUCCGAAAAGGAGGUGGAAGGCAUUGUCGGUAAAAACCUCUUACGAAUUUUGGAACGCACUGAGCAAGUUGCCAAAAAGUUGCGAGGCGAGAAGCCUGCUGAAGUGAAACUGCCCGUUAAUAAAACUUGUUAGAUAGCUUAGAGCUUCACUUUGUAACAUUGAAUCAUGAAAAGAGACACCAUUUAUUUUUACUGAA
Molecule: messenger RNA, 1449 nt
Organism: Spizellomyces punctatus DAOM BR117
Lineage: Eukaryota; Fungi; Chytridiomycota; Chytridiomycetes; Spizellomycetales; Spizellomycetaceae
Exons: 12
Coding region: 60-1385 (441 amino acids)
Biological process (GO): proteolysis
Molecular function (GO): metallodipeptidase activity
Source: RefSeq, a predicted model, not a curated record